Molecule: messenger RNA, 1467 nt
Organism: Hibiscus syriacus
Lineage: Eukaryota; Viridiplantae; Streptophyta; Magnoliopsida; Malvales; Malvaceae
Product: D-glycerate 3-kinase, chloroplastic-like
Exons: 12
Coding region: 1-1350 (449 amino acids)
Biological process (GO): photorespiration
Cellular component (GO): cytoplasm
Source: RefSeq, a predicted model, not a curated record
AUGGCGGCUUUUACUACGCUCACGCCAUGCCAAGCCACCACCUUGCAUUAUAAUACUCAAAUUUCCCGUUCUCAUAGGCUAAUCCAAAAUGCUUAUUGUCAUGAUAAGAAUACCAAAACAAUUCAUACAGUUAUAUCCUCUCUGCUUAACCAUCACUCCCCUGCUUUCUCUUCUCUCUUUUCACAAGCUAAAUCAACUAUGCCGCCAACCCAUUUCUCUAUUUCAGGCAGUGGUAGCUCAUGGUUGCAAGAUGGUUCCCUGCAUCAUGAUGCAAACAGUGGUAGUGCAUUGAGGCAGGGUCCAACAUAUUCAGUUUUUCCCUCAAAACCUGCGGAGGUUGCCUCUGUGGAGGACCUCUUUGAAUUCAUAUGCGCUGGUCCACUUGUCGACAAAGUUGGACUAACCCAAGAAAAGGUGGCAGAGUCCAUUGACAAGUGGUUGUUUUAUGGCUCGAAGCUUUGUCGAUUGUUUCAGGUCAAUGAACUUUACCUUACUACUCCUCAGAAAGCAAGGUUUUAUCACUACUACAUACCAGUCUUUAUAUGGUGCGAAGACCAGAUAUCACAGCACGCGUCCAAAUUUAAAGAUGGAGAAGAGAUACCUCCAUUAGUGGUAUGGAUAAAGUGCACCACAGGUUGUGGGAAGACCACACUUGUAUUUGCUCUUGAUUAUCUUUUCAGGAUCACUGGCAGGAAGUCUGCAACAUUAUCUAUUGAUGAUUUCUAUUUGACAGCAGCAGGUCAGGCUAAAUUGAGGGAAGAGAAUCCAGGAAAUGCUCUUUUAGAGUUGAGAGGAAAUGCUGGGAGCCAUGAUCUUCCAUUCUCUGCUGAAACACUGAAAGCUGUGACCAAGUUGACUAAAGAAGGUAUGAGGAUGAAGUUUCCUCGAUACGAUAAAUCGGCAUAUGGUGGGAGGGGCGACAGAGCUGAUUCUUCGAUAUGGCCAGAAGUUGAAGGACCGUUACCGGUGGUUCUAUAUGAAGGCUGGAUGCUUGGCUUCAAACCCCUUCCAACCGAAGUUGUUAAAGCUGUUGAUCCACAGCUGGAGAUAGUAAACAAAAAUCUUGAAGCAUAUUAUGAUGCUUGGGACAAGUUCACUGAGGCAUGGAUCGUAAUCAAAAUUCAGGACCCAAGUUGUGUCUACCAGUGGCGUCUACAGGCUGAGAUUGCCAUGAGGCAGGCAGGAAAACCUGGAAUGACAGAUGAGGAGGUGGAAGAUUUUGUUUCACGUUACCUGCGUGCUUAUAAAGUUUACCUGCCGACACUGUAUUCUGAAGGACCCAAUGGAUCGGAUCCGAACCAUCUGCUAGUGAUUGAAAUCGAUGAAAGCAGAAAUCCCAUCUUAUUAUGAUUACGUGGUAAAAAAAUGUGGUCUGAGGUGUAAUUACUUGUAAAUGAUCUCAUGAUUCAUCCAUAUUAUGUUUGCUUGAGAUUGUAAACGAAAGCUCACUGAAUGUUUCCAGUAAUG